This is a messenger RNA of Theileria annulata, 1155 nucleotides long. Its product is annotated as cyclophilin, putative. The coding region runs from base 1 to 1155 and encodes 384 amino acids. The record is from RefSeq and is a predicted model, not a curated record. The transcript is spliced from 3 exons. NCBI's taxonomy places the organism in Eukaryota, Apicomplexa, Aconoidasida, Piroplasmida, Theileriidae. Gene Ontology annotation, molecular function: peptidyl-prolyl cis-trans isomerase activity; protein binding. Gene Ontology annotation, biological process: protein peptidyl-prolyl isomerization; protein folding.
AUGAAGAUGGGCGAGAAGGCCCUAUUGGUCAUUCAGCCGGAAUAUGGUUAUGGAAAGUCCGGAGCAGGCGAAGCAAUACCACCAAACUCAGUUCUAAAUUUUGAAAUCGAGCUCAUAAACUUCAGAGUCAAACCAAAGAAUAAAUGGGAGAUGUCAAUUGAUGAGAAAUUGCAGGCAUCACUGGAUGUUAAAUUGGACGGAAACAACAAGUUUAGCCAAGGAAAUUAUAGAGGAGCGAUUUCAAUGUACCUAGAGGGGUUGGAGUAUCUUAGUGAAUCAAGUGAGUGGCCAGACGAAUCAAUGAAGCUGGCAAAUACCACAAAGUUACAAUGUUAUCUCAACCUUUCCAAUUGCUACUUAAAGGUUUCUGAGUUUAGAGAUGCAGAAAAAAAUGCUUCCGAGGCACUGAAACUAGACAAUCAUAACAUAAAGGCUCUUUUCAGAAGAGCACUAGCAAGGUUAAAUUAUGAUAUUUUGGACGGAGCCAUUGAAGAUCUGAACUCUUUGCUAAAACUCGACCCUAACAACUUGGAUGGGCAAAAGUACUUAAAACUUGCCAAGCAGAAACAAGCUAGUUAUAACCAAGCCGAUAAGAAGAGAUUCGGGACAAUUUUUUCCAAAAUGACCCUUUACAACGAGAAAAAAGGAGUUCGUGACUUGAAAUCACUUCCAAAAGUAUUUUUAGAAAUUUCAUUGAGGGAUAAAACAUUCAAGAUGGUUGUCGCUCUUUUUUCUGAUACUGUUCCCAAAACUGCUGAGAACUUCAGGAAACUAUGUCAACCAGACCACGAGUUCAAUUAUAAAAAUUGUAAAUUCCACAGGGUUAUUAGGGGUUUUAUGGUUCAGGGAGGUGAUUUCACUAAUGGAGACGGAACCGGCGGAAGAAGCAUUUACGGAGAGAAAUUUGACGACGAAAAUUUCAUAGAUAAGCAUACUGAGAGAGGCCUUUUGAGCAUGGCAAACUCAGGACCAAACACCAACGGCUCACAAUUUUUCGUGACGUUUGGUCCUGCGCCUCAUCUUGAUGGGAAGCACGUUGUUUUCGGGAAAGUUGUUGAGGGUCUCGAAUUCCUAGACGAGUUGGAGAAUGUCGAGACGGGACCAAGCGAUAGGCCUGUAAAUGACGUGGUUAUAGUAAAUUGUGGAUCUGUGUAG